Messenger RNA from Pangasianodon hypophthalmus (striped catfish), 4870 nucleotides. RefSeq names its product phosphatidylinositol glycan anchor biosynthesis, class O (gene pigo). The record is from RefSeq and is a predicted model, not a curated record. Gene Ontology annotation, cellular component: endoplasmic reticulum membrane. Bases 218 to 3451 code for a protein of 1077 amino acids. The transcript is spliced from 11 exons. Lineage: Eukaryota; Metazoa; Chordata; Actinopteri; Siluriformes; Pangasiidae. Gene Ontology annotation, molecular function: mannose-ethanolamine phosphotransferase activity. Gene Ontology annotation, biological process: GPI anchor biosynthetic process.
UCCUGAAUACGGGUGGGAAAGCAAAUAAACGGUACCGGUGUUAAAACGACUCUCAAUGUCGUUGUUCAGUGAAACUCAUCUGAGGUUAAAAAUGAAAAUGCGGCUCUGAUCAGAGUGCAACUGGAGCUUGUUUAAGUGUUACACUGGAUUUUUUCUCAGAGUGGAUGUUGUGUGUUUUUCCCGUGAAGAAAAGAAAGACAGCAGGAGAUUUGCAAGAAUGAAGAGACUCCCGGUCCUCGCCUUGCUCCUGUGGAUAUGUUGUGUGUUUUAUGUUGGGAUUUUCCUGUUUGUGGGCGGUUUCCUCUUGGUGCGUCUGGAGGUCAACAGGACGAGCUCCUGCGAGGACGUCUUGCCUCCGACCUCUAACACGACCUCGCCAGACUUCUGCUCCAAACACCCUCGCGUCCGCAGGGCCGUCAUCCUCAUCAUCGACGCUCUGAAAGCCGAGUUCGCUCGCUACGACCCGGGAAACGAGUCCCCCAGACCGUUUGAGAACAAGCUGCCGGUUCUGGGGGAGAUGGUGUCGUCUCGGGCGUCGCACGCCAGGCUGUACACGUUCCGAGCCGAUCCUCCAACCACCACCAUGCAGAGGAUCAAGGGCUUCACCACCGGGUCCCUGCCCACGUUUAUAGACGUGGGGAACAACUUCGCCUCCAGCGCCGUGCUGGAGGACAACCUGAUCCACCAGCUCGGUCAGGCAGGGAAGCGAGUGGUCUUCAUGGGAGACGACACCUGGGUCAGUUUGUUCCCCAGAAAGUUUCACCGCUCGCUGCCUUUCCCCUCCUUCAACGUCAAGGAUCUGCACACUGUGGACAACGGAAUCCUCCAGAACAUCUUUCCCACCUUGGAUGGAGAUGACUGGGACGUGGUCAUCGCUCACUUCCUGGGUGUGGAUCACUGCGGCCACCGCUUCGGCCCCGAUCACCCCGCCAUGGCGGAGAAGCUCACUCAGAUGGACGGAGUUAUCAGGUCAGUGAUAAAGCGUCUGCAGAACGACACUCUGUUGGUGGUGAUGGGAGAUCAUGGGAUGACUGACACCGGGGAUCACGGAGGAGAAAGCCAGAAGGAAACGGACGCUGCUCUGUUUCUCUACAGCGGCUCACCUCUGUUCCCACAUCCUGAUGCACAGCAGGUGGAGCCUGAGGUGGUGCCUCAGACUGAUUUAGUGCCUACCCUGGCCUUGCUGCUGGGAAUUCCCAUCCCCUACAGCAGCGUGGGUCAGGUGAUGCUCCCGCUUUUCCCCAGAAACAGCUCUCUGGAUGCACCUGUGGGUCUCAGCCAGGUGGAGGCGCUGUGGAUUAACGUCAAACAGGUUCAUCGGUUUUUGGAGACCUACUCCAGCAUGGCCAAAGACAUUCCAGCAGACAGUUUGUCUCAGCUGCGGGCUCACUUCUCCCAGAUCUCUUCUCAGUACAUGAGCUCGAUGCGUGAUGGAACUCCUCCUCCCCCUGAACUGGUGGCCUCCAUGCAGGAGUACCUAAGCUCCGUUAGAGAGACCUGUCGUGCCUCCUGGGCUCGCUUCAACCCUCUGAAAAUGGCAGUGGGCCUGCUGGUCCUGGGUUUUGGGUGCAUCUUGUGCUACGUUAUCUCAGAACUGUCUGUUGCGGUCCUCCAGGGCACCAUGUUGAAGACUCCAGUGCUUGCUGGGCUGAUGUUCGGAGGAGCGGUUGCUGUGGGUCAAAUAUUCACUUUGGGAUAUGUGGAAGUCUCGUGGUGUUUUGGAGCUGCUGUGUUGUUUUCCGAGGCUUUAUUCCUGUGGAGGGCUCGGAGGGUGUGUCCUCGUGGCCGACUGUCUCACUGGCGCCUUUUAACUCUGCCAUUGCUCGUGCUCCUCCUGCGCUGUGCAUCCUUGCUCUCGGACAGCUACGUGAUCUCUGAGGGACGUGUGGUCACAUUCUUACUGUUCAGCCUAGGCCUCUACGUUCCACUUCAACUCAACUGGGAUGGACUUCUGGUGCCUGCACCUUCUACUGAUACUCAGAAACCUCCCGGACUUCUUGCACCCUCGUUGCCUCCCUCGGUAGUCCGGCGUGAGAGUGGCACUUUGCUUGUUUGCAUAGGCGUCUUGGUGGCGUGCCUCUACCUUUCUUUGUCAUUCCACAGCUGCCGUGAAGAGCAGGGUGCUUGCCAGCCUUCAAUCUUCUUGACGCCACUCUCGCGGGUUCAGGAUAGUCGUCUGCGCAACUUGCACUACGUCCUGUCCCUAGCAUCGCUUUCUGCCUGGGCAUUCUUGCUACAUCGUUGGUUACGGCACUAUGGAAACCUGAACUGCACAAGUGUGGCUGUGUUUACAGCGCGCUGCCUGCUUCCUCUUGCCUCUAUCUGCAUGGGACUGCACUGGGCGGUCAGUGCAACUCCAGAGGACACCUUCAGGAACCUUGCAGAGCUGAUUAGCUUAGCGCACGUGAUUCUGCCACGUAUUGCCUUCGGUCUCCUAGGCCUUGGGAUGCUGCUUGUGUGGCUGGACCCACUUACGGUGUUUCUAAAGACAAGAGCACCUUUGAACUCUAGGGGUGCCGUCAUGCCUCCGCCAAGGUACCGUGCUAGCACUGGAAUCAGCCCUCAGGCUGAGCUGCACCAUCUUAUACCACAGUUAUAUCAGCGCAUCCGCCAAUCGCUUGACGAUGAAGGCGCCAAGGGGACUGAUCCAGAUGGACGGCCAGCAGUAGAGGCCUACGGACUGGGCACUGUCUAUUCUGCACCCCUGGUCUUGCUAUAUGGUCUGAUGGGCCUUGGGAUGCUGCUGCUACACCCUGAAGGCAUGGCAUUGGCCUUCCUGCUGCUACUGCUGCAGGCUGCAGCUCUCCUCUAUCUCCACGCCUCCUCCAGCAAUCUCUCCAGCCAGCAGAGUCAUUCCAGUGUCUUCAUUGUUCCCUGGGCUCCUGUGGUUCUGUGGUCUCUGGCUGCCUCACAGUACUUCCAUGCCACAGGUCACCUACCCACCUUCCCAUCCAUCCAGUGGGGCGCUGCGUUCGUGGGUUUCCCUCAGGGACACACGGGCACCGCACUGCCCGCCUUGCUCGUCACCCUCAACACCUUCUCCUCACACAUCCUGUUUGCCGUCAGCUGCCCGUUGCUGCUCUUCUGGCCGUUGGUGUGUGAGCUGCGUGGGUCUCGAACCAGCCGCUUGGGUGGAGGUGAAGACGGGGACGAUGUUGUCAUGGAGAUGAGGCUGAGAGAAAACCCACAACAGUUCAGUUCAGCUUUACUGCAGCUCGCAGCACGCUAUCUGUUUAUUAACGGAGCACAGGUUUUGGCAUCGGUUUGUGCUGCCGCUAUUCUCAGGAGACACCUCAUGGUGUGGAAAGUGUUUGCACCCAAGCUGAUGUUCGAGGCCAGCGGGUUCAUCGUGGGCAGCGUGUUUGUGCUUGUCGGUGUCGCUCUAGUCAUGAGGGUCGACGUGGCCGUGGCUCGCUUAUUUCAGAGACUCCUUCCAGAGAAUUCCAGGUAGUACCGCCUUCUCUGUUCCUCCUACAGUUACAUCCAUCAUCCGUCCACCUGUCCAUCACUGAUGAUACGAGACGCACACGACUGCCAGCAUGAUGGACGGAAACGGCAAUGGACGAAAACAGGCCUCCGUCUUUCAGAACUCUGGAGAAAUGGACUCCUGCUGGUAUUUUGCUCAAACACACUCUUAAUCUGAGCCAUCUGAGACACUGCUGCCUUGGUAGUUAAGGAAAGACCGAGGAGUGUAAGAAAGAUGUCUUUUUACUGCCGUACACUGGCUGGUUUACUGAAGGGCUUUUGUAGUAUAAACACACACACACACACACACACACAGCCGUACAUUUUGAGAGCUGCUAUGAUGAAAGCAAACUUCAGGAAGCAGGAUUUGUGCUAAUGCUAAGCUUGGAAUACCUUAAAUUAAAGGAAUAGUUGGUCAGUAUUCACUUUGGUUAACAUUUUCCUACUUUACCCAGAAUGCUGUUCUACCCGCUGAUAGAGGUGCUAUGGGAUUUAGCCCUCGUUUCAUCUCUACCUAAAGAGACUGAUGCGGCGGCACUUUAAUUCUUUAGUCUGUCCAGCUCUGUCUCUUCCUUUUCAAACAGGUGAGCUUUGAAAGAUUCAGCUUUUAUGCUAAUGCCGUUAUAUCUUAUGUUUUGAGAUCGUUUCAAUUUUUUUCUCCAUUUUUUUCCCCUUGCUGUGACAUCACAGUGAAACACAACUGCUACAUCAUUUAAUGUGCUUCAGGAUAGCGUUGUGCUUUAAGGCUGUUUUUUGCUAAUGAGGCAAAUAAAAAAAUCUUUACAGCACUAAGCUAAUUGAUCAUUUAGCAUAGCUCAGUGAGUUCCAGCAUAUGACAGCUGCUUUCUUUUCCUCUUUAACUUUUGGUUAAUGUUUCUGAGCUAAUCUCUUCACAAUAACAAUCUCUUCACGUCAAUCCAAUACUUUACAUAGUAUUAUUAUUGAUUAACAUCACCAAAACCAGCAUAUCUGCAUUUAGCACAGGUCAGAGGUCACUAGCUUUACCACCACAGUGAGCAAUGUCGUGAGAUUCAGUUUGUAUCGAUGUUUAUUUUUAUCAAAUUGUGCUGACAUUUAUACAGUAUUUAUGUGUGUUUUUUUUUUUUAUUUUAUUUUAUAUGUUUGUGUGGGAUUUUUUAAAAAAAAUCAAAGUUCUUGUUUUUGCAUUUGGUAUGAUGAGAUAUGAACGGUUGAGGGAAACAUGAGAUGUGUGUGUGUGUGUGUGUGUGUGUGUGGUGUGUGGGAAGGUGUGUAUGGUUUCCCCACUGUAUUUGUCUUAAUGAAAAAGAAGCAGGUUGAUUUAUAUGCUGUGAAUGAAAUGUGAAUUAAAUCUUUUUAAUUGUCCUUAAUUGUAUUAAAUUAAAUGAAAAUGAGGGAGAAGGUAAAUAAAAUUUUGUACUUUGAA